AAAGCAGCGUUACAAGCAGAAAAGCAGCCAGAGACGGGAAAUGGGUAGCUCCGGCGAGGCCAACGCUGUGUACAAGGGCGAAGCUAUGAGUCCGGCGGCUCAGCUGUUUCACGCGCCAACCUUAAACUGUUACGUCAUUGCUUCCAUUGGAAGCAAGACCAGAAUCAACCCUCAUGUCAUUAAAGAAGGUUUGCGCCAUACUUUGCUUAAGCAUCCCCGGUUCACUAGCAAGCUGGUUAAAAAAGGAAGAAGAGCUUGGUGGAUCCCCACAACAGUCGACCUGGAAAAGCACGUUAUAGUUCCUGAAAUAGACCCCGACUUGGACCUGCCUGACCGAUUCAUCGAGGACUAUACUUCCAACCUCACCACAAUCCCGUUGGACUCUAGCAGGCCAUUGUGGGAACUUCACCUCCUCAACCUCAGAACCUCCAAUUCUGAAGGGAUUGGCAUUUUCCGAAUCCACCAUUCCCUUGGAGAUGGCGCCUCCCUCAUCUCGCUUCUUCUCUCCGUCACUCGCAAAGCCUCUGAUCCUCUGUCACUGCCCACUCUUCCCCCCUCCAAGGACAGAGCCCUGUCCGUCCUUCCCCCGUCUCCUUUUCCCCCCUUCUGUUCCUUGUUCCUGGCUAUUUUCUCCGGGCUCGCCUUGAUCUGGAACACCCUCGUGGAUAUGAUUAUGUUCUUUGCCACCAUUUUGUUCCUCAGAGACUCGCAGACUCCUCUCAAAGGCCUGCCCGGGGUCGAGCACACUACCAAGCGUUUCGUGCACCGCAACGUCAGCUUGGAUGAUAUUAAGCUUGUAAAGAGCGCCAUGAAAGUGACCAUCAAUGAUGUUUUACUGGGGAUCACGCAAGCUGCUCUGGCUCGUUACUUGAAUCGGAUACAAGCAGGCGCGAAUCCAAAUGGCGGAGCCGUAAAGCAGCCUCGAGGAGACAGCAAUUUCAAAGACGUGAGGCUUAGGGCGGCCAUUCUUUUUAACGUCAGACCGACUGCAGGAAUCAAGGAAAUGGCAGAUAUGAUGGCUGAGAAAUCAAAGGUGAAAUGGGGUAACUGGAUAGGAUACAUCAUCCUCCCUUUCGCGGUCGUUUUACAAGAUGAUCCCUUGAAAUAUGUUCGUCAAGCCAAGUCCACCAUCGACCGCAAGAAGCAUUCCCUUGAAGCUAUUUGCACUUUUGGCUGUGCAAAAUCCGCACUCAAGCUAUUUGGCAUGAAGGUGGCUGCUGCUAUAACACACAGAGUUCUAUAUAACACAACCCUGACCUUCUCCAACGUUGUUGGUCCCGUGGAAGAGAUUAGCUUCUGUGGUCAUCCCGUGACAUUCCUCGCCCCUAGCGUAUGUGGUCACCCACAUGCACUCACCAUCCAUUUCCUGAGCUACGUGAAUCAGAUGACGAUCUCCAUGGCUGUGGACCCGAGCGUCAUUCCUGAUCCUCACAGGCUUUGUGACGAUUUAGAAGCAUCGCUCAAGCACAUCACCGAUGUUGUCAAGAAAACGCUGCUUCCUGAUAUCGUGUAAAUGUUUUCUGAAAGCGUCUGUUUGUUGCUUCAAGUAAAACAAAUUCCGUCCUUUUAUUUGUAGCUGGUUCGUCUAUGGACAAGCUAUGUUCUUUGUAUUUAUUAUAUUUGGUGCCAUCAAGGAUCCCGAGUGCGGACUCCUUGUAACAGAUUAGCUUUAACACAUGCUCCUGCUCCUAUAUAAUUGUACUUCGUUUAUGUC
Messenger RNA from Prosopis cineraria, 1714 nucleotides. Its product is annotated as wax ester synthase/diacylglycerol acyltransferase 11-like. The coding region runs from base 41 to 1513 and encodes 490 amino acids. Lineage: Eukaryota; Viridiplantae; Streptophyta; Magnoliopsida; Fabales; Fabaceae. Gene Ontology annotation, biological process: triglyceride biosynthetic process. The record is from RefSeq and is a predicted model, not a curated record. The transcript has 7 exons. Gene Ontology annotation, molecular function: diacylglycerol O-acyltransferase activity; long-chain-alcohol O-fatty-acyltransferase activity. Gene Ontology annotation, cellular component: plasma membrane.